Messenger RNA from Serpula lacrymans var. lacrymans S7.9, 545 nucleotides. RefSeq lists its product as uncharacterized. The coding region runs from base 1 to 339 and encodes 112 amino acids. The record is from RefSeq and is a predicted model, not a curated record. NCBI's taxonomy places the organism in Eukaryota, Fungi, Basidiomycota, Agaricomycetes, Boletales, Serpulaceae. The transcript has 4 exons.
AUGUGCUCCGUGCUGAGGCAGAACGGGCCACAUCAUCCAUCCAUAUUAGCAUAUGACAUCAAGAAAUACCAAAAGGUUUGUUGCAGCUGCACACACGCUUAUCGGUUGCCCUCAACGUCCAUCAGCACCCUCACACCAUGGGAUGUUGAGCAAGGUACACUGUUUGAGGGACUUCACAGUCAAUGCAGGUUCCAGUGGGUCAAUCAAGGGAAACAGUUUGUCUCAAUAGCCUCAAACAACGGGCUGAGGAUGCAGUGGCAGAGUUUGCAUCAUUUAUCAAGUGAUUGGACUUGCACCAGCGGGAUCAAUACCUUAGAGUGGAAUAUCUCGCAAGUAUAGCCAAAAAAAAAAACAUCCAUGAAGGCACACUCUUGCAUCCAAUUGACAUGCCUUUUGUGGUGCCACCUGCUGGUGAAGAAGCAUUCUCCCUUAGCCAUGCUGGCGGGGAGUUUGAGGCAUAUACAGCAUCAACAAGACUGUUUAAUGCCGCUUCCCAUCAGUAGUAGACCAGGCAAAGAUCAUUUUUCUAUUGAAGUAAUUGAUGU